Messenger RNA from Penicillium angulare, 828 nucleotides. RefSeq lists its product as uncharacterized. NCBI's taxonomy places the organism in Eukaryota, Fungi, Ascomycota, Eurotiomycetes, Eurotiales, Aspergillaceae. The record is from RefSeq and is a predicted model, not a curated record. The transcript has a single exon. The coding region runs from base 1 to 828 and encodes 275 amino acids.
AUGUCCUCAUCACCCACAAUCACCCUCUACGACAUCGCAUUUCGAGCUCCAUUCAACACAACAAACACAGCUCCAAACCCAUGGAAGUCCCGUCUCGCCCUAAACUUCAAGGCACUCCCUCAUAAAACAGAAUGGAUUCCCCUGCUUCAAAUCCCCGAAACACGUAAACGACUCGGCAUCGCGCCCGGUCGCAAGUUCGCCGACGGAUCAGACUUCUACACAUUACCUCUUCUCACGGACUCAAGCACAAACUCCAUAAUCGGCGACACGAUUGACAUCGCCAUCCACCUGCAGCGAACAUAUCCCGACACUGGUUCGGGGGAUCUAUUCCCAGCCCAAAAGCUGGAGUACACAUAUACACCUGAGUUCGAUUUUCCGGCGCCCUUGUCAGAGCACGCGGAGGGGGAAUAUGGGGAAUAUGUUCGGUUUAAUACCAAUGUUGACAAUGUGUUUAGCGCGCAUUGUGUGCUAAUGAUUGGUGGGUAUAUGUUUGAUCCUUCGGAUGAGGAGGAUGUGAAGGCGGAAUUUGUUAGGAGAGCUGGUGUGCCGUCUUGGGAUUCAUUUUUGGUUGAAGGGGAAGCUAGAGAGAAGACGAAAGCUUCGUUUCAUAAGGCAUUGGAGGGGUUAGCGGAUUUGUUGAAGAAGGAUCCUUCUGGUCUCUUUAUUUUGGGACAAAAGCCUAAUUACGCAGAUCUCAUUGUUGGUGGUUGGUUGCAGUUGACGAAAAUGACUCUGCCUGCGGAUGAGUGGAAGGAGUUCGCAGGUUGGUAUGAUGGAGUUUUUGGACAGUUAAGCGAUGCUCUUCAGCAGUUUACCCAUGUUUACUGA